AUGGCAACCCUUUCGUCCCGGGCCCGCGCCAGCGGAGUCCUACGCUCCCUCCUCAGUCAGGCCAGCGUAUGGGCCAUAUCCAUUUUCGCCAUCGCCGCCAGCAGUGUCCUCCUUGGCAUCGCAGUGGCCAUGAACAUCAAGAAUCCCAUCAAAGUCCCCGAUUGCACCUCAAAACAACGAGAUGAUCCCCAAUUCUGGCAGGUCAUCACUCAACUGCUGCUCCAUGUCCUUCUCGUCCUCUGCAUCGUCGUCCCGGUCCUGCGUGACCACGAGAAAUGGGUCAAAGUUCACCGGUUCCUGUUUUACACCUCCGUUGCGGUCAGCAUCGUAUCGGAGGUUCUGAGCCUCGUGCUUUACGGUACGAUUUGCGGGAGUAAUGGCUGGCUAGCUGGGUUUCUGUUGGAUUGGGCUGCAAGAGUCACGGCAGCCGCGGCAGCGGCGCAACUUGCUGGUGGGAUCAGAAGAGGAUAG
Messenger RNA from Pseudomassariella vexata, 471 nucleotides. RefSeq lists its product as uncharacterized. Lineage: Eukaryota; Fungi; Ascomycota; Sordariomycetes; Amphisphaeriales; Pseudomassariaceae. The record is from RefSeq and is a predicted model, not a curated record. The transcript has a single exon. Bases 1 to 471 code for a protein of 156 amino acids.